UCGAGGUAAAAGAAAAUAAGAGACAAAUAAUCAUUCCAGAUAUUGCUUGUUCUGGUCUAUAUAGCGAAUGGGCGAACAGUCAUAAUGCAGAAUCAAGUGGAAAUUCUUCAGGAUGAUCAACCCUUGAAUCCGUAUACAGAAAUCCAGAUUCUACAUGACCAUACAGACCUGAUCAAGUUCCUAUUGCCCAUCAGUGAAAAUAAAUUCCUGUCCGUAUCAGAUGACAAUACUGGUAUCAUUUGGGAUGUGACCACCGGCUUGAAGCUCUGCACCCUGGUGGGCCACACCCGGCCCAUCACCUGCGCCUCUCUCAUGAGACCACCGGUGGACGACGAGUCCAGGGAGGUGGAGAUGUCGCACUAUCUGCUCCUGACGGGAUCCUCCGACCGGACGAUACGUGUCUGGAGCACCGAGAAUGGGGCGUGUCUGCAGAUCAUCACAGAGCAUAAUGCCACCACAAAGGCUAUUCUAAGCUUCCCUAACAAUGGUCUGUUUUGUACUGGAGGUCAAGAUCUCUUCCUGUGGAAUUCAGACGGUCGUUUGUUACAGACCAUCAAACAAGAAGCUGAAGAUGUGAGUGACUGCCCUUUGGCCGAUAUCAAGCACAUGCUUGCUGUAUGCGAGGAUAGGUUUGUGGUAGCAGCAGGCUCGGCGCUGGAGGUGUACGCGAUAGAGGCACAGAUAGGUCAACUAGGGGUCACCUCGUUCCAGAUGAGACGGGUCAAGAAACUGGUCCCUCAGCACAGGGAGGCUGUCAUGUGUCUGACUAGAAUAUCAGAUUCCUACUUUGCCUCCGCAUCUCUGGAUGGUACAGUCAAGGUUUGGAACUCACAUACCCUCUCCACCUCCAGGCAACUCAAUCACAUCAACGAAUAUGAGAAGAAUGGAUUCCCUUGGUGUGUUCAACACUUGAUUCCGCUAGACACAAAACACCUGUGCAUCACUAUUGGGUCUGGUCUGGCAGUAUUUGACAUAGUAACCGGUGAUUGUUUGUGGAAGAAGGCACAUGCUCAUUUCUCAAAGAUCACAUUCAUUAGCAUCAUCAACGAUGGGAGAUUUCUUGCCACUUGUUCAGAGGAUGGUACCAUUCGACUGUGGGGGGUAGACCAGAGGAUUCGUGGAGGGAGCGAAGAUGGAGAUAACUCGGCCAAGGAUCUCUCCAUGCACAAAUUCACAGACAUUGUGCAAGCAAGUCAUCAGAAGCAUUCCAAGGAGAGCAGGAGGUUGUUUAGGAGGGAGGAAUCCAGGCCCCCUCUCCUAUGUCUGCAAGGGGAAUGCGUCGCUCACUCGGGAGCCGUUCAGAUGAUACUGGACUUCAGGCACGACGGGAUGGCCUCGUGUGGUGUGGAUGGACUAGUUAUUCUCUGGAAGGAUGGUGAGCUAGAGAAUGCCAAGAGGAGUGAUCUUAUCAGGGAAAUGCUACAGGCCAAAAAUGGACUCCUCUGAAGGACAUUUCAUAAAAACAUCAAAAGUACUAUCUCAUCUAAUCAUGUUGGUGGUCUGCUCUUCAAGGCACUGAUCAAGAUGGUGUCUUCAGAAGAAAUAAUGCCCUGAGCAGCAACCGAGCAUCAAACUGGACAUCUGCAAGAAUGACCAAAAUCAUGAAAUGCGGAAAACUUUGCUGGAAGGUAACUUUGAUCAGAUAGUUACAUGGGGCGUGAGGUGAGAAAAAUAAUCUCUUCAGAGAGACAUUGUAUGUUCUGCUCUACGAUUGAAUUCUCAUUGGAUCAACCAAUUAAUUGCUACAGUAUUGCCAAGCACUUAAAAUAGUAUUAUUAUUAUGGAGAAUUCUAGCCUGGAUGGUGAUAAUGUAUGAGAAAUCUUUUAGUCAUUUUUUGUUCUUCUGGACCGAUGCAAGUUUCUUUCUUCCCCCUUCUCUUCCUCUUCCUGUUUCUCUUCCUGUUCCUGUUCCUGUUCUUCCUCUUUUUCUUUGGCUAUCUUGGCAUCAAAUUUGUUUUCAUGAUUCCAUACAUCUCAUUGACUCCACCUGUCUGUCUGAACUAUUUGCACAAUUUGGAGUGAGAUCAUGUAAAGAUCACCAAAGAGAAUAAACAUAAUUUCACAUUCCAUUUUUGAAUGAAAAGGAAAAUAUUUCCUAAAAUUCUGGAAAUUUAGAUUCUAAAGAUAAUAUUCUGCAUUAGAUGCCACUACCAACAUUCCUGUUUCUCCAGAGCUGCAAACCUCAACUGAACAAAAAUCCUUUUCUUUUCCCCAAAAAUAUUAUUUUCAAAAUAAAAAUCCUAUUUUUGAGUGACAAGUACUCUCUUACGGCGAACAUGAAUUU
Strongylocentrotus purpuratus (purple sea urchin) is the source of this 2284-nucleotide messenger RNA. It is a transcript of the gene wdr41, whose product is annotated as WD repeat-containing protein 41-like. Gene Ontology annotation, molecular function: protein binding. Gene Ontology annotation, biological process: regulation of autophagy. Bases 85 to 1446 code for a protein of 453 amino acids. The record is from RefSeq and is a predicted model, not a curated record. Lineage: Eukaryota; Metazoa; Echinodermata; Echinoidea; Camarodonta; Strongylocentrotidae. Gene Ontology annotation, cellular component: lysosomal membrane. The transcript has 10 exons.